AUGUCCGCACUUUAUUUUGAUCUUGAAAAUGAUUUGGAACCAUCAUUAAGUUCUCUAUUUGCUCUAAAAUCUUUGAAGUGGAUAUUUGUGGGAGGUAAAGGAGGUGUCGGGAAGACAACUACAUCAUGUUCUAUUGCUUCUAAGCUUUCAGAAGAGCGAGAUAGUGUUUUAAUACUAUCUACUGAUCCAGCUCAUAAUCUAAGUGAUGCAUUUGUUCAGAAAUUUGGUAGUACACCUACCUUGAUUAAUGGAUACAAGAAUUUAUAUGCAAUGGAGUUAGAUCCUUCCUACCAACAAGUAAUGGAAUUUAAACUUAAGGAUGAGGGCUUUAAUUUAUCUAAAUUUCUCCCAGAUCUAUUAUCUGCCUUACCUGGUAUAGAUGAGGCUCUAAGCUUUGCUGCUCUUAUGCAAUUUGUUCAGACAAUGUCAUACAGUGUCAUUGUAUUUGACACUGCACCAACAGGUCAUACACUUCGUCUAUUAAGCUUUCCAAGUUUAUUAGAGAAGGGUUUGACUAAAUUAAGUUCUCUAAGACAAAAAAUGUCGGGUGCUUUUCAACUAUUUAAUUCUAUUAGUGGUAGCUCUUUACAAGAAGAUGAUAUUCAUUCUAAACUUGAUGAUUUAAGAGCUAUCACAACUUCUGUAAAAGAGACAUUUCAAGAUGCCUCAAAAACAUCAUUUGUAUGUGUUUGCAUCCCGGAAUUUCUUUCCGUUUAUGAAACAGAACGCCUUAUACAGGAAUUAGCAAAACAGUCUAUAGAUUGUUCACAUAUUGUGGUUAAUCAAGUAGUAUUUCCUAUUGCUGACAAACUAAUUGGUGAAGAUAAAUCGAAUACAACUUUAAGUAUCCCAUCUAAAUAUAUGUGUGAAGAGAUCCCAAACGAUCCAAAUGAACUUCGUAGUUUUACUUUAAGUCUUGUUUCAGAAUAUAGGACAUUAUGGAAUUAUACUGGGAUCUUAUAUGAAUCUUAUCAAUCUAGAAGAAGCAUGCAACGUAAAUAUUUAGAACAAAUCAGGGACCUGUAUGGUUGUGAUUUUCAUGUAGCAUACAUUCCAACUUUACAGAGUGAGGUACGUGGAAUAGAUCGCCUUAAACACUUCGGAUCUCUUCUAGUAAAAAAAAUAAACAUAGAUACUUUGUUAGAGGUAGAUUCACUUAAAGUGCUAGCUUAA
Molecule: messenger RNA, 1173 nt
Organism: Cryptosporidium muris RN66
Lineage: Eukaryota; Apicomplexa; Conoidasida; Eucoccidiorida; Cryptosporidiidae
Product: arsenite-activated ATPase family protein
Exons: 3
Coding region: 1-1173 (390 amino acids)
Biological process (GO): post-translational protein targeting to endoplasmic reticulum membrane
Cellular component (GO): GET complex
Molecular function (GO): ATP binding; ATP hydrolysis activity
Source: RefSeq, a predicted model, not a curated record